Molecule: messenger RNA, 3722 nt
Organism: Salarias fasciatus (jewelled blenny)
Lineage: Eukaryota; Metazoa; Chordata; Actinopteri; Blenniiformes; Blenniidae
Gene: tbl3
Product: transducin beta like 3
Exons: 23
Coding region: 113-2923 (936 amino acids)
Biological process (GO): endonucleolytic cleavage in 5'-ETS of tricistronic rRNA transcript (SSU-rRNA, 5.8S rRNA, LSU-rRNA); endonucleolytic cleavage to generate mature 5'-end of SSU-rRNA from (SSU-rRNA, 5.8S rRNA, LSU-rRNA)
Cellular component (GO): nucleolus; small-subunit processome; 90S preribosome
Molecular function (GO): protein binding; U3 snoRNA binding
Source: RefSeq, a predicted model, not a curated record
UCAACAUGCGGGAUGAAGUGUUGAUAGAAUCCAACGUGCGUGAUGAGAAAUAAGUGAUUUAAGUCCUUCACAGUCGCUAAAGUCUCCAAGUGUCGGUGGUUCCCGUUAGAAAAUGGCAGGCGUCAACCUUCAAUUCAAAACGAAUUACGCUGCUUCCAGCAAGAUAGAGCCGUUUUACAAAGGUGGAAAAGUUCAGAUCAGCAAAGAUGAGAAAUACAUCUUUUGCACAUGUGGCUCUCGCGUCAACGUUUUGGAGAUCAGCACAGGGAAGAUCGUUCACUGUGUGGAGCAUGAUGAUCAGGAGGACAUCACAUCAUUUGCUCUCAGCUCAGAUGAUGAGCUGCUGGUUACAGCCAGCAGGGCUCUGCUGCUGAAGCAGUGGGACUGGAAACAAGCCACCUGUACUCGCACCUGGAGAGCCAUUCACAAUGUUCCUGUUGCCAGCAUGGCCUUCGACUCCACCUCUACGCUUCUGGCCACAGGUGGCUGUGACGGCACCAUUAAGCUUUGGGAUGUGGUGAAGCAGUAUUGCACCCACAACCUUAAAGGGUCAUCUGGUGUUGUGCACUUGGUCCAGUUCCACCCAGAUAUCGAUCGGCUGCAGCUCUUCUCCUCCUCUCUGGACUGUGGCAUUCGGAUGUGGGACCUUCGCUCUUCCCAGUGUGUCUGCGUCCUGCAGAGCCAUUACAGCGCUGUCACCUCCCUCAGCUUCAGUCAUGAUGGAGACACCAUGGUCAGUUCUGGCAGAGACAAGAUCUGUACUGUUUGGAACCUGAAUAGUCGAAAAGCCAUAAAAACCGUUCCAGUCUUUGAGGCUGUUGAAGGUGUCGUCAUCCUGCCUCAAAAUGAAGACUUAUCUCAGAUUGGAGUGAAGAGCAAGGAGUUGCAUUUCGUCACAGCUGGAAGCAAAGGAGUGUUGAGAGUGUGGGAGGCCAGCACGGCACGCUGCGUCUACACCCAAACGCUCCCCACCACCUUCUCCUCCAGCCCUGCAGAGGGCGACGAGGGCAAAGACGACGAUAACCCCCGCGGCCUCACACACCUGUUCCACCUGCCCACCUCCUCCAGACUGACCACAGUCACUGCAGAACACAACAUACUGCUGUACCAGCUGCCUGCUCUCAGCACACAGCACCAGUUUGUCGGCUACAGCGAUGAGGUGCUGGACGUGAAGUUCCUGGGGAAAGGGGACAGCCACAUUGUGGUGGCCACCAACAGCUGCCAGCUGAAGGUGUUCGAGCUGCUCACCAACAACUGCCAGAUCCUCUACGGGCACACAGACACUGUCCUCACUCUGGACGUGUUCAAAAAAGGCUUCCUGUUUGCAAGCUGUGCAAAGGACCGGUCGGUGCGCGUGUGGCAGAUGGACGGCGAUAGCGGCCAGGUGCGAUGUGUCGCUCAGGGCUGCAGUCACACCAACGCUGUGGGCUCCAUCUCCUGCUCCAGGUUGAAGGCGUCUUUCGUCGUCACCGGCAGUCAGGACUGCACGGUGAAGGUGUGGGAUCUACCUGCUCAGUUUUCUGCGGAGGAGGAAGAAAUCCAUCACCUGAGCGCCCGCACCACAGAGAAGGCACACGAUAAGGACGUGAACAGCGUCGCGGUGUCGCCCAAUGACAAGCUGCUGGCCUCGGGGUCCCAGGACCGCAUGGCCAAGCUGUGGUCCCUGACGGCCGACGGGAACGUGGGCCUGCUGGGGGUGUUCCGGGGCCACCGGCGCGGCGUGUGGGCCGUCUGCUUCUCGCCCGUGGAUCAGGUCCUCGCCACCUCCUCCGCCGACGGCACCACCAAACUGUGGAGCCUGCAAGACUUCAGCUGCCUCAAGACGUUCGAGGGCCACGAUGCGUCUGUCCUGAAGGUCAUCUUUGUGAGCCGAGGCACUCAGCUGCUCACCAGCGGCUCCGACGGUUUGGUGAAGCUGUGGACCAUAAAGACCAACGAGUGUGUGAAGACGCUGGACGCCCACCAGGACAAAGUGUGGGGUCUCCACGCCACUCGCAAAGACGACCGGAUGGUGACGGGCUCCGCGGACUCCAACAUCACCGUCUGGGAGGAUGUGACCGAGGUGGAACUGGCAGAGGAGCAGGCCAAGCAGGAGGAUCAAAUUCUCAAGCAGCAGGAGCUGUCCAACCUGCUCCAUGAAAAGAAAUACCUGAAGGCCCUGGGUCUGGCUAUCUCUCUGGAUCAUCCUCACACCGUGCUCACUGUGAUCAAAGCGAUCCGUCAGGGAGAAAACAGCCAGACGUUGCUGGAGAAGACGUUGCUGAAGCUUCGAAUCGAUCAGAAAGAGUCGCUGCUGCGGUACUGCGUGGCGUGGAACACCAACGCCAGGAACUGCCACGACGCUCAGGCCGUCCUCCAGGUGCUCCUCACACACCUGCCCCCCGAGGAGCUGCUGCAGUACCAGGGAGCACGGACGCACCUGGAGGGCCUCAUCCCAUACACAGAGCGACACAUGCAGAGGAUCAGCCACCUGCUGCAGGCGUCCAUGUUCCUGAACUACAUGUGGCAGAAAAUGAGAGUGACUGGAGACCCGUCCAGCAUGGACAAAGAUGAGGAAAUGGAUACGACUCCGCUUGGAAAGCCUUUCUAUGUCAUCGACAAGGAGAAAGGAAAAGUUGGCGAUGAGAUCCGAGAUGACGCCGACGACAAUGACAGUGGACAAGACGAGGAUCCAGACUGCCCCGCGGAGAUGGACGAAGACGAGGCGGAGGAAGUCAGCGCCACCACGAAAGCCUGCGUAAUCGUCACGCCCGCAGAAAGCAGAAAGAGCCCCGAGGCCAGUGGAAACCACAGCUCCGAGAGCGAGGAGGAGAGUUCAGACGAGGAAGACGUGGAAAUCAUCGAAGUGGAUGAGACGGCAGCGAAAGGCGAGACGUGUCUCCCGGUCUCUUCGGCCUCGCCGUCCCAGACACCUUCCAGCUGACCGCUCUCAUCAAGCUGAACCCCGGCGACCCGGCUGUGGAGGAUUGCGCUCUCACAGCAGUAGAUCGGGCGACUCUGAUUGUGUGGCAGGACACAGCUGUGAAGCGAUGAUCAUCCUGUGAGCGGGGGGACUAAGGACAUUCACUCUCCUGCCAACACCGAUACCGUGGACCCUUACUGAUUUUUAAACAGGAUAUCCACCACCAGGAUCCCUCCUGAUGCAAAGGAGGAAGAGAACAGAAAGGACUGAUGGGAGGAAGAACUUGCUUUGUGGACUUUCUGGGCAGCGAGCCAGGAUCACCUUCCGAGUGCAUAGCGUUGGCCAAUUAGACCUGAUUUACCGGCUCAACCACAAGAACCCGGUUUCCCGAUGUCACCUUUAUGCAACUCACACAAAGGUCCCUUUAAAAGAAAUGGAUGGUUUUCAUGUCACAAGCACGUUUUUGAAAUAAAGAAAAUUAUAAUUUAAGAUGAGUCACACUUUUCUUUAAGUGAUACUCAAAACUAAACCAUGUCCUUACAGAAUGAGCAUUUUAAGCUUCUGUUUACUGAAAGUUGAAAAAUAAAGACUGACUAGAGCGUUGACCUAAUUUGUUCAAGAGUCAGGUGUUGGUCAGAUUUGCUCAGGAAGACCAUUGUGUCAUGAAUUCAAGUUCAAUCAUAUAUAAUGAUAAAGUGAAAUGGAUUCAAGUAUAUAAUGAUGGGCAAAUUAUUUUUAGACCUGUAAUUACUGAAGUGUAAGGUUUUUUUACCUGCUUUUUUGUCUUUUGUAAUCAAAAACUAAAUAAAUUUGGGCUUUU